This is a messenger RNA of Dinoponera quadriceps, 1217 nucleotides long. RefSeq names its product protein phosphatase inhibitor 2-like. Lineage: Eukaryota; Metazoa; Arthropoda; Insecta; Hymenoptera; Formicidae. The record is from RefSeq and is a predicted model, not a curated record. The transcript has 5 exons. Gene Ontology annotation, molecular function: protein phosphatase inhibitor activity. The coding region runs from base 163 to 771 and encodes 202 amino acids. Gene Ontology annotation, biological process: regulation of signal transduction.
GGCCGAACCCCUACUUCCGGCGUUGAGGAGCGCGUGAAGAUGUACUCAGAGUGACUGACACUCAGCAAGACAGGUUACUCGGCCGGUGCGAAAUUCGAUAGUAAACAUGCAACCGCGGCAUUAUCGCAGUGAGUGACCGUUGUUGUAGCACACGCGAUUAUAAUGGCAGAGCACCUGUCGAAACGGCCUUCUAAAGGAAUCCUAAAGACGUCCAGCAGUUUUGAUAAUCCAGAGGCGCCUAGACCAAGUAAAGAGACAAAAUGGGACGAAAUGAAUAUUAUCGCCACCCUUCAUCCUCCUGACAAGGAUUACGGACAUAUGAAAAUCGAAGAACCGAAAACCCCGUAUAAUUUUGAGGGCCUUCAAAAUGAACAUGAAUUUGAUCAAUUAGACGCCAGUGCCAUUGCAGCAAAAUUAGCCGGAAGUAGCAAGCCGAAAAUUUUUGAAGAAUCCCAAGAAGAGGAGGAGGAAGAAGAAGAGGAAACUCCUGAACAAAGAGAAAAGAGGAGAGUUUUCGAGGCAAAGAGAAAAGGUCACUAUCGAGAAUGGCAUGCUGUACAAGAGGCGAGAAAACAACUUUUAGAGCAAGAUGAAGAAGAUGAGGAUGAAGAAGAUGGGCUGAGGAUUCUUGAUCGUUCGAUCAAAAUUCGACGAACAAUAAAGGCUGAACGAAGCGCUCCCACAAAUAGCAAGAGAGAUAUCGAGACGCCAUAUGUAAUAUUUACUUACAGUAAGAAACGUGUGUAUUUAAACGUGUUAGUAUAUGUUUAAUACAUUACAAACUCUGCAUUAGCGUAGUAUGCAUACAUUACACAACAUUGGAAUGCACGACCUCGAAUUUACGUUUCUUCUCAUAAUGUUUGAUUUUAUUUUCCAAACUUUCUGUAAAAGAAAAUAGCGUAGAUUAUACAUAAGUAGACGUAAAAAAAGAAACUAUCAGUUUGUACUAAAUGAGCUACAUCACCUAGUAAAUCUUGCUAUUUAUAAAAUGUAUAUUUAGGAAAGUUAUAACGUGUCGAACAUAGAAACGUCCAAGUGUGGCGGCAAUGUGUUUAGUAUAGCAAUGUAAAACAAAAGAAAACAAUGUUAUAUGUAUCUAAUUAUCAAAAUAUUUUGAAUGUCUGUAUUAUAUAGUGGAAUACAACAGUAUUAACAGAUCCUGAACGAUAUACUUGUAUGCAUGAUUCUCAAAGCAAAUAAAUAUAAAUUACAUAUGA